GAAGAAGGGGAGGAAGGAUGCUGGUACCCGCGUCCAUCCUUUUGGUGGUGGGGGGGGCUAAUCUGUGCCCCUCUGCCCGGGGAGGGAGAUCACACACACACACACACACAAACACAAACACACACACACAGAGACACUCCAAAUGGCAGCCAGGUCGGCUCCCGUCCUUAGCAACCCUCCCCGGCAACUGUGUUGUGUUUGGGUUGUGUUGUGGCUGGUUGCCGCAGCGCCUGGCACGCAGCAAUGUGUGUCUCUGUGUGUGUGUGUGUUUUGGGGGGGAGGGGACAGGCUGACUUGAGGUUAUGAAGAGGGCUGGGAUUCAUGCCAGGCGGGAAAUUCGCGUGGGGAUUUUUUUUUUCCUCCCCACGACAGCCCUGCGAGCAAUGGACUUCCGGAGCGACAAAGGCGACGAUCUGGAGAACGGGAAGAUUACCGUCCAGCUGCUGAAAAGCCGGACGGGAGAAUUCGACUUGGGGUCCAUCCUUUUCCUCAAGCUCAGAGGCCUGGGGAUUCUGGAACUGGGCUGCCUCGGCGAGUGCGCCAGCCUGGAGUGGCUGGACCUGUCGGGCAACGGCCUGACCCACUUGGGCCCGCUGGCUUUGCUCAAAGCUUUAACCGUGCUCAACCUCUCGGCCAACCGCAUCUCCAACCUGGAUCCUCUGAGUGGCUGCGAGAAAUUGCAGAGCCUCAACGCCGCCGGCAAUCAGCUGCGCAACCUGCAGCAGCUCCAGUGCCUGCUGGGCUUGCAGCACCUGGACAACUUGCGCUUCCACAACGGCCCGGCCCGUCUCAGCAACCCCUUGUGCCUCGCCGCUGCCGGUUAUCCGGCCAUCCUGGCGGAAAUGUUCCCGCAGGUGAAGGUCAUCGACGGCGAGAGAGUGUCCGGACGGGGUAGCGAGCUUUACCAGCUGUGCAAGGAUCUGGAUCGCUCGCUGCAACGUCGCGGCAACGGCGGGGCUCCGCCCGACAUGGCCGGCCGGGCCCAGCCCUGGGUGGACGAGGGCUACUGGGAGGUGCAGCCGGCCCGGAGGAGCUCCAUCGUGGAGGAAGCUUACAAGCAGUUCAACGAGGCCUUGCUGGAAUGCCGGGAACUGGGCAAGCAGGCGGACCACAGCAUCAGCCAGGCCGAGCGGGCCCUCGGGGGCGGACGUCUCGAGGCCAACUCGUAUCUCUUUUGAACCUCCGGUUACAUCCCGGCCUAUGUUGAGUCCUUGUGAACGCACAAGGAUGAACCCCUCUUUUAACAAGUAGGCUGGAAAUGCGGGGAAAACAAACCCCGCUUUUGUUAAUUAGGUACAUGUCCCCAAAGCCAAGGCAAACAAAGCACGAUGCAAACGGAGAAUUAUCCAAGGCAAACAAACCACGAUGCCAACGGAGAAUUGUUCACGAGGCGAGGCAAACCAAAUCCGAUUCUGCGAAACUGGAGUCCUUUGCAAACGGUUGCCUUCGCCCACAACCUUCUCUUUUUAUUUUGCAGCCCCAAGGCAUGGCUUUUCAUUGCCUUCUUCUCCUCCUCCCUUGGAGUCACCACGUUGCCUCCCUCUGUCCUGCUCUUGUUGGCGUUUGCGAGCGUCUGUGAUGUCUCCCAGCUGUGAGUCCUCAGAGCCUGACUCAGCUUCCCAGCACAGCUGGGUCUCAGUCUAAGCAUGAGUCGAAGGCCUGGCUCCUCGUCAGACUGUAAGUGCUGGAGCUCAUCAAAGCCUUCCUCCGACUCGGAUAGUUCCCCACGCCCCUCCUCCGCCUCCGAUUUCCCAAACUCAGCUGCCGGCUCCAGUGGCUGGCACCGACUCACAACACCUCCCGGCUACUCAGCCCCAGAUGUGCCGGGGAAGGGUCGAGGACUGCUCGCCACGGCCAACUCAGCGUAACCACCAUGCCGUGGCCAGCUUGAGAUGGCCAAUGCAGGACGACAAAGACACCACGGCCAAGAAGACGCGGGACAAAUUACCACGGCCAACUCAUCUCAAGCAACGGCGUAAUCGACUCGUUGCUACGUACUUGGUGUAGCCGACUCACCGCGGCCAAUUCAAGAGGACCAACUUGGCAUAACCGACUUGUUGUGACUAGCUCGGCGUAACCGCUGCGGAAGAAGAGAGGCUAAUAUUGAAGGGUGGAACAGACUCAGUUGAGGAAGGACGCCGAAGGAGGAACGAAAAGGAAGGGUGAAGGAGAAAGAUUAAAAUGAUUUCUUUAAA
Messenger RNA from Crotalus tigris (Tiger rattlesnake), 2195 nucleotides. It is a transcript of the gene LRRC61, whose product is annotated as leucine rich repeat containing 61. Gene Ontology annotation, biological process: outer dynein arm assembly. Gene Ontology annotation, molecular function: protein binding. Gene Ontology annotation, cellular component: cytoplasm. The coding region runs from base 303 to 1178 and encodes 291 amino acids. Lineage: Eukaryota; Metazoa; Chordata; Lepidosauria; Squamata; Viperidae. The transcript has 2 exons. The record is from RefSeq and is a predicted model, not a curated record.